AUGUGUGAUUUACCUGAUUCAUUAUCACAAUUUGAAAAGACUUUACCGAUAUCUGAAUUAUUAAUGUAUUUAAUUGAUUUUAUUCCAGCCGAAUGUACUUUUAGAGGAGAAACUAAAGCUAAAAUCACCAAAAAUAGAGAAAUAGCUGAAAAAACUAUACAAAAAGGAUUAGAGGGGGAAAGGCAAGAGGCCAUACAACAAAAGAAAGCUGAUAAAAAACGUGCCGAAGCUGAACGUAUCGCUAAAUUAUCACCCGACGAACAGAGAAAGGUUAUUGAUGAAGUUUGA
Messenger RNA from Diversispora eburnea, 288 nucleotides. The record is from the annotation of a GenBank genome assembly. NCBI's taxonomy places the organism in Eukaryota, Fungi, Glomeromycota, Glomeromycetes, Diversisporales, Diversisporaceae.